UUUGUCUCUCUCUCUCUCUCCAUAACCGUCCAUAGCUUUUGAUAUUUCUCUCUCUCUCUCUCUCACCAACUAAACACAAAAUAAAAAACCCAUUUCAUUUCUGUUUCUCAUUCAAAAAUACCAAACUCACACAACACACACAUAUUUGAAAGCACAACAGCACGUACAUACAUACAUACUUGUUCGCCAAGUCUCCUAUUCCUAGAAUCCAUACUAUCUUCCUCAAUCUACAAAAAGCCCAUCAUCCCAUUUCAUACUUCAUUGAAUAUAGUAACACCCAAUUCUCCAAUUUUCGAUUUGCUUUAAUAUCAGCCAAACCUUACUUUACAUUGUGUUUAAUUGGGUACAGAUUCUUAGUCAUAUGGGUUCUUCGUUUGCUUUUGUUACCAAUAUAUAAGUACAUCAAUAUCUGAUUCUCAAAAAAAAAAAAAAAAGUACAUCAAUAUCUUCAUUUUUUUUCUUUUGGUUCCAAAUUAAAGCAUACAAUUCUUGGGAUUCUCUUUUUCUUAAAUCAUCUACUGUUUAGCUUUCAAAAAAAUCAUCUACUGUUUCUUUUUCAACUCUAAGUUCGUACACUCCGUACAAAUAUACACGUUCCUGCAUGGAAAAAAGAGCAACCUCAAAUCUUUAACCUCUUUUCUCUUUAGGAUUUAGUUUAGUUUGCAAAAAUCACUCUUGGCCUUUGCUUUUUUUUCCUUAACAAAGUUACAGUUUCUUUCUUUGUUUUUCUGAUAUGGAAUAUAGCAAUGUUGUUAAUCAAAGUUUGUUACCGUCAACCGAAGAAAUUUCAAACACACGUGAUUCAUCUCCACAUGGGCUUUCGGAGACUUCAUCCUCGUACACUUCAGCCUCGUCGGAAAAACUAAAAUCCGACGACAUGGGUGUCGAGGAUUCACUCUCCGAGAGCCUCUCCGAUGAAGAAGAACCGUCGGUUUCCGACAGCGAGAGUGCCGUGUCCUGCGCCAGUUACGAGCAGUUUCGUCUGUUCGACGAAGGUUUGGGAUUGGUAAAGCUUGACGAAGGCGAAAAGGUUUACGACAUCAUCAAGAGAAAAUUCAUGAUGAGUUUUGAGAGGCUUGGAGUGCAAGCAAGCGUGGUGAGCAUUCACAAGCAUGUUUACUUGGGCGUGAAGGAACAAGCGAGGUUGAAUUCGUUUCAGAUUUACGCUAAGGCGGUUGAGAACAAAUGUGGUGGCAAUGCCAGCAUCAAAUAUAGUUGGUUUGGUGGUUCAAAGGAGGACAUAACAAAGAUUGUUUCCUAUGGAUUUGGUCUAAAUGAAAUGUCUCAAAAUAAUGGAUUGUAUGGUUCUGGUGUUUAUCUUACUCCGGAUUCUUCUCCUUUAGAAAGUGCGUGCAAUUCGCCGGUUGAUAAGGAUGGUCUAAGACAUCUUUUGUUGACUCGAGUUAUAAUGGGGAAAUCAGAGGUUGUAUCGAUUGGUUCUGAGCAGUGUCAGCCUAGUUCUGAAGAAUUUGAUUCGGGAAUGGACAAUCUUCAGACCCCUACCAAGUAUAUUGUUUGGAGCACCCACAUGAACACUCAUACCUUGCCUGAGUACAUUGUGAGUUUCAGAGCUCCCCCUAGCUUAGCAGGAUUUGUAAGAACUAAAAGGCAGCCAUGUGAACCAACUUCACCUUGGAUGCCAUUUCCAGUUCUAAUUUCAGAACUCUCAAAGUUCUUACCUACACAAUCUGUUUCCUUGAUCCGCAAGCAUCAUGAAGCUCACAAAGAGAGGAAGCUUUCAAGAAAUGAACUGAUACAACGAUUAAGACAUCUAGCAGGAGAUAGGCUGUUGAUUGCAAUUAUCAAGUCAUUCAGAACCAAGCAACUUAAGGCUCGCACAGGCCUUAAAUAGGUAGUUGGCUUGAAGUGAAUCGUGGAUGGGAGUAAUAAAUAUCAUAAUCAGAGCACAGACAGUACAGAAGAAUCAAUUUUGCGUGGAGGAAAAUAGGGGCAGUUGUGAGUUGCUGUCAAGAAUCAGAAUGAUUGAGAAUGCAAAUUAUGUUGACAUGUUCAGUUUAUGGAAAUGGAUGGUGAGGAACCUAGCUAGCAGAGAUGCCAGAGGGGAUAAGUGGAAUUUUCUCAUUUGUUUUUGGUGUAUAUUGAUAGUAUAAUCUUAGCUAUUAGUUUUUACCUAAUGGACUCCUUUUUUCUGUUGUAAUCACAUGGUUGCUUUAUCAAUGGAAAUGAUAUUGUGAGCUGUUUUUGACCUCAA
This is a messenger RNA of Quercus robur (English oak), 2212 nucleotides long. Its product is annotated as probable inactive poly [ADP-ribose] polymerase SRO5. The record is from RefSeq and is a predicted model, not a curated record. Bases 734 to 1852 code for a protein of 372 amino acids. Gene Ontology annotation, molecular function: NAD+ poly-ADP-ribosyltransferase activity. NCBI's taxonomy places the organism in Eukaryota, Viridiplantae, Streptophyta, Magnoliopsida, Fagales, Fagaceae. The transcript has 5 exons.